This is a messenger RNA of Pipistrellus nathusii (Nathusius's pipistrelle), 534 nucleotides long. The record is from the annotation of a GenBank genome assembly. Lineage: Eukaryota; Metazoa; Chordata; Mammalia; Chiroptera; Vespertilionidae.
AUGUAUUAUAACAUCACAACGGACUUAAAAGAAAUAUUCCAAACCACAAAAGAUAACAGUGAACAGAAGGACAUGCCCCAUGUGGACUGUGAGGAAGAAAAAGCAAAGGAAGUCCAUGUCUCUGCAGCUCCAGUGACGGGGGCCGAGCAGCCCAGCGGGUUCACAUUUUCCUUUUUUGAUUCAGACACAAAAGAUGUAAAAGAAGAGACGUAUGCAGCUGAGAUAGUGAAACCUGGUAAGACUGCCUGGCAUGUAGCCCCUUGUUUCCAAGACAGCAGUUCCGAAGAAGAAGAUGUUACUGAAGAAACAGAUGACAGGAAGUCCAGCCCAGGAGAAGUAUCAUUACCUGCGAAAGAGACGACUAGAUUUUUUUUUUUCUCUAAUAAUGAUGAAAGACUUCUCGGUUCUGACUUAUUCUGGAGAGGAAUGGGAAGUAAUAUUAGUAGGAAUUCUUGGGAGACCAGAACAAACAAUCUGCGUAUGGAUUGCCGGAAGAAACAUAAAGAUGCCAAAAGGAGAGUGAAGCCAAAAUAA